CGCUCUACCCAUCUCAUCACUACCACUACUAUUGAUCUUAUUAUUCAAUUAACAUAAUAUAUAACAGAUAUUUCUUUCUUCCCUUCUUUGUGGAUCCAAAAGUAGUACCAAAAACAACUUAUAUAGAUGGCCGAUUUCAACACUACUACUAAUCAUGAGCAGCACACCAAUCAGGUUGAUCAUCACAUAAUGACUACUACUACUACUGGGAAAGAAGAAGAAGUAAGAAUUGAAAUGAGUGAAAUUGAGAAGAACAAAGUGGCCAAAAUGAGGGCUCUUGUCCACAAACAAGAUCCUACUUCGAAGGAAGUGGAUGAUGAUUUGAUGCUUAGAAGAUUCCUUCGAGCUCGAGACAUGGAUGUAGAGAAGGCCUCCCACAUGUUCCUCAAGUACCUAAGAUGGAGGCACUCCUUCAUGGCCCCCAAUGGUGGCCGCUUCUCUGACUCAGAUGUUCCAAAUGAGAUUGCUCAGAACAAGUUCUUUAUGCCAGGCUAUGACAAACAAGGACGCCCUAUUCUCCUCGUCUUUGGUGGCAGGCAUAAGCAGCAUAACCUCGAUGAGUUCAAACGUUUUGUUGUCUAUGUCCUUGAAAAAAUAUGUGCCAGAAUGCCCAAAGGGCAUGAGAAGUUUGUAGCCAUUGGAGAUCUUCAAGGCUGGGGUUAUGCCAAUUGUGACAUUCGUGGAUACUUAGCAGCUCUAUCUAUUUUGCAGGACUGUUACCCGGAGAGGCUUGGCAAGUUACUCUUAGUCCACGUUCCCUAUUUUUUCGUGACUGCUUGGAAGAUGAUCCACCCAUUCAUUGACAAAAACACCAAAAAGAAGAAAAACUGGAAAAUUGGGAUUUCAGAAAAAUUUCAAAUUCAGAUAGUCUUUGUGGAUAACAAAAAGAUAAAAGCCACUCUCCUAAACCACAUCGAUGAGGAGCAGCUCCCUGAGAUUUAUGGAGGCAAAUUAUCUUUAGUUCCCGCCCAAGACUGCUGACUACUCUACUAAUGAGUAAUUCAUUCAUAUAGGCCAUAGUUAGUUACAAUAGUGCACAAUUUUAUGUGCUAAUGUACAUAAUUUAUUACUCUAUCAUUUACAGCGAAUCUCCAGCACUUAUUAAAAAAAUUAUGAAUAAUUUAAGGUGUCGACAAUAAAGUCUAAACAAAAUAUUUCUACGUGUGAUGAUAGUAGAAGUUUAGAAUAUUAUUUUGGCACCCUAAAUUAUUCGAAAUUUCAUGAAAAUGUAUUAGAGAUUCGAUGUGAUUAUAAUGAACACUGUCACAUAAAAGAAUUAAGAUUAUAUUUUACCCACGUGUGUAAAAAUAUAUGAUUCACUAUAUAUACCAUAUUUAUUUAUUUGGCUCC
Molecule: messenger RNA, 1350 nt
Organism: Humulus lupulus (European hop)
Lineage: Eukaryota; Viridiplantae; Streptophyta; Magnoliopsida; Rosales; Cannabaceae
Exons: 6
Coding region: 127-981 (284 amino acids)
Source: RefSeq, a predicted model, not a curated record